AUGCUGUUCCAAAGAAAGAGGUUCCCUAAGAAGCAGAAGGCUAAAGUAUCAUCAAUCCCUAGUUCACCAGAAGAGUCUCUUGAACAAGGCUCAAUCGAUGAAGAAAGUGGUGAUAGAUGGCUAUCAGCUGAUCUCUCCAAGGCACUUAGAUUCUAUCAGAAAGCAUAUGAUGCUUAUAUACAAACAUUGAGUUUUCCAGGAUGUGCCAAUGACGUUUAUGUGGAUGCUUCAUACAAUGGUUGCCGAUUGGUGUACCAUGUACACAAUCACUAUGUGAAGUUGGAAGGAGUAGAUGUGAGUGAACUUACUAGUGUUGAAGAAGUGCUAGGAAGCAGUAAUAGUGUUUUAGUAUCGAGAAUUCAAGAUAUAGCCAAGAUGCAUCAGACAGUUAUUUCCAGAAUUUUGGGCAUGGGGUGUGUCGUACCGUUAGAUUUGCUUUAUAACUGCGUCGUUGUUUUAACUGAACAACUAGAAAUCAUGGAUGGUGAUAAUAAUAGUCAUGAUGUGAUUAGAAUAGUAUCUGAUACGAAAGCGAUCGUCAUGGAGCUACUUGAACGUCAAUAUACUGAAAUCAAUUCAUUGGAGUCACAAUUGAACGAAGGAAGGUCGAGUAAUAUUACUGAGGCUCAAUACGAUGCCACCGCCACCCAGAGUCAUCAGGAAGUAACAACAGAAUCAGCAGUACAACCACCUGAUAUUUAUGAUAGUUUGAUUGUUGCUCUUGAGUUCAUACAAGUGGUACUUGAAAAGAAGCAACAGCAGCAUCAAUCUAUUGAUAUUGACGUUGAACUGAUGUGUGACCAAUUGUAUCUAUUUGAAACCAAGUUACACCGGUACUAUGAGACCAACAACACUGAUACUAAUACUGCGAUGCUUGCAACAAUUAGUGAAGAACAAGUUCAGAAGUGGAAGAUCUUGGUACUUGCCAUCAGAAGUAUUGAGGAGGACCCAAUAGAAUAUUGGAAGGAUGUUAUAAACGAGCCUUCACUCAACUUUAACAGCCAUGAGAUCAUUAUUGGAUGUAUUGAGCUGUAUUUAAGUAUGAACGACGAGACUAUUUCUCCUGAACAAGAAUGGGAGUUGCUUAGCUUCAUCAAUGAACUUUACAAGUGCCAACAAGCACUAGUGAACCAACGGUUGACCACAGAGGCCAAGGGAGACGAUGGUGGGUUAGGAAAUGCUUUGGUGCAAAUGAGUGGGUUAAUGAUCAGCCGAGGAGAUUUGGAAAUGGAAAGAAGACAAGUACCAUAUAAACAAGAGGUAGAUGAAUUACUAAAGAAUAACGGAAUCGCUUACUAUAAGAACGCCAUUACAUACGCUCAAAGAUCUGGAGGAUUAAGAGAAAGAAUUAUUGACAAGUUACAACGACAAAGGAAGGCAAAAGAAGCGUCAACUAAAUUGAAAAUUCUUGACGGUACAGUAACAGAAGCAGAAUUAGUUUUCGUAUUUGGAGAUGAUUGGAAGGAAGAAUUGGAUAUGUUUGAAUAA
This is a messenger RNA of Lizanozyma spartinae, 1488 nucleotides long. RefSeq lists its product as uncharacterized. Lineage: Eukaryota; Fungi; Ascomycota; Pichiomycetes; Serinales; Debaryomycetaceae. The transcript has 2 exons. Bases 1 to 1488 code for a protein of 495 amino acids. The record is from RefSeq and is a predicted model, not a curated record.